Schistocerca nitens (vagrant locust) is the source of this 4314-nucleotide messenger RNA. RefSeq names its product WD repeat domain phosphoinositide-interacting protein 2 (gene Atg18a). Bases 88 to 1521 code for a protein of 477 amino acids. The transcript has 10 exons. The record is from RefSeq and is a predicted model, not a curated record. Gene Ontology annotation, molecular function: protein binding; phosphatidylinositol-3,5-bisphosphate binding; phosphatidylinositol-3-phosphate binding. Gene Ontology annotation, biological process: autophagy of mitochondrion; nucleophagy; protein lipidation. Gene Ontology annotation, cellular component: extrinsic component of membrane; cytosol; phagophore assembly site membrane. NCBI's taxonomy places the organism in Eukaryota, Metazoa, Arthropoda, Insecta, Orthoptera, Acrididae.
UAAACAACUGCGCGGAGCCAUUGUCAGCUGUUCGUUGUAGUCGAUAUGGAGUGAUCAGACCAAGGUCGUUAAUUUUACGCAAUAUUUAUGCAAAAUUUUGCUAAGAACGUGGAUGUUUUGACGCAAGGCUUAAAAGCUGGCAUAUCAGGACUAAUGAACCUCGCAAGCCAAGGAAGUGAUCCUAAUAGUGGGGUUUUCUUUGUUAAUUUUAACCAAGAUUGCACGUCUCUAGCCGUUGGAACAAAAACUGGUUAUCGCCUAUUUUCUCUCAAUUCGGUUGAUCACUUAGAGCAGAUAUAUGAAAAUGAUGCUGAAGACAUUUGCAUUGUUGAACGGCUCUUCAGUAGUAGCCUGGUUGCGGUUGUCAGCUUGUCGUCCCCCAGGAAGUUGAAAGUGUGCCAUUUCAAGAAGGGAACUGAAAUCUGCAACUACAGUUACUCAAAUACUAUUCUUGCAGUGAAGUUAAACCGCUCUCGACUUGUGGUAUGCCUUGAAGAAUCUCUGUAUAUACAUAAUAUUCGUGAUAUGAAGGUACUACACACAAUACGAGAUACUCCACCUAACCCUUCUGGGCUAUGCACGCUCUCUGUUAACAGUGACUGCUGUUAUUUGGCAUAUCCAGGUUCGAAUACAAUUGGAGAGGUUCAAAUUUUUGAUACCAUCAAUUUGCAUGCAAAGACCAUGAUUCCAGCUCAUGACAGCCCACUAGCAGCAUUAGCAUUUAGUACGUCAGGUACCAAAGUGGCAACUGCAUCCGAGAAAGGGACUGUCAUUAGAGUUUUUUUAGUGAACGAUGGGACAAAGCUCUAUGAAUUUCGGCGUGGAGUGAAACGCUGCGUCAGCAUAUCAAGUCUUGCUUUUUCAAUAGAUUCCAACUUCCUCUGCUGUUCCAGCAAUACUGAAACUGUUCAUGUGUUCAAGCUGGAAGAACCACGAGAAGAAUUGCGACGUGUGCCAUCAGAAAAUCAAGGCUGGAUGGGUUACCUGUCAAAGGCUGUGUCUGCAUCUGCCAAUUAUCUACCGUCGCAAGUAACAACCGUGUUCAGCCAGGGUCGAGCAUUUGCCACCGUUCAUCUUCCUUUCCAGGGACUCAGAAACGUUUGUGCCAUCACAGUCAUACAAAAAGUCCUGAGGUUGCUUGUUGCUUCUGCUGAUGGUUAUUUGUAUGUUUACAAUCUGGACCCAAAUGAAGGUGGUGACUGUACUCUAUUGAAGCAACACAGACUGGAUGGGAAACUGGAGCAGCCAGCAGAACAGGCAGCUGGUGCAACUUGUAUAAGCCCUGAGAAUGCUCACUCUGCUUCCAAACCUGUUACUAAUGCGUCUGCACCACCAGGUGAUCACUGCGCCAUAAGUAGCUACGCUGGGAUAUUGAAGGGCUGCUCUCCAGGCUCCAUGUCAGGUACUGUUGAAUCUGAAAAAUUCCAUGAGAUGGCAGCUGCAACAGAAUCACCCCCAAAAGGUGGUUUUCGAUUUGAUGAUGAAAGUGAAUUUCCACCAGUCACCCAAAAAACAGAAUAGUGAUUGUUCUGUUUAUGACGCGGCAUAUCGACAAAGACCUCUUACAGAGUGUAGAGGCAUUUUCAUUGUACUGUUUACUAUGUGUGUGACACAGUUAUUGCAAGGUGCAUAAGUUCUUUUCCUAAUUCGUGAUGUAUGAAUUAUGUAAAUAACUGGUGCAUACGUACAAGAAUAAACACAAUGAAUGUUACUGAUCUGAGAAGAAGUGCAAAAGCUUGUUGUGCACAUGCAUUUGAGAUGUGUGUAUCCUCAUAGCUGCAUUAUGCAAAGUGGUAGAAUUGAUAUGUUAUUGACUGAAUUCAGUUUACAGAAUUAUAAUCACAUUGUUGGCAAUGGUGGUAUCUUGAAUAGCAGUUGUUUUACACAUUUUAGAAUUUUGUAUUUGAUAAUUCCAUCAUAUUCAAAUGAGACAGAAUUUUGAUUACCACUGACAUUUAUAGCCAACACCUACCUGCUUGUGUGUAAAAUAUUUUAAUGUUUGACACUGAGCAUUUACAUUAAUGAUGAUGGAGAACCUGUUCUCUUUUUGUGAUAAAGAAUUUUGCUUGUGCUUCCAUCCUUGAUGUCAUGCCUCUCUCAUUUCUUUUAGCAGUGGUAUGAUUGAGCUUGAAGAAAAAAGUUGCACUUCUUUAUAUGAAAAUUGAGUAAAAAAGUAAGAUUUUGUAAUUUCAGCUCAUAUUUAUCUUUAUUAAUAGAGCAUAAACAGUGAGAGUCCUGCAACUCAAAUGAUACACACAAACUAUUUUUAAACCAAAAGUGCAUACAUUUCAAUGAUUUGUGUGUUUUGAUAUUGCAAAAAUGUACAUUGUGGUGCUGCACUUGUACACUCCACCACAGUAUUUUCCCACAUCUGAUACCAUUUUAUGUGCUGAUGUGCUUUGUAUCUCUCACUGUUAAUAAAUUAAAGAACUUUCUUAUUGGAAGGUCUUACCUGUACCUUUUUUAUGUUGUCCAGUUUCUCACUAUUACAUGUUUUCCAUUUGUUUCCUUAUGGAUUUUGACAAGAAAUAAAAUUUCAGCUGUGAGCUUCUGCAUGUAUCUGAAAAGUUUAUAUUGUUGUACAUCAUUCCAAAUUUUUUCAUUUAUUUAACUAAAAGACAGUGUUUGUACUGAUAACUUACAAAUGAUACCAUUGUUUUAAAAUAAUUCCAUUAUUUUGUUGACAGUAUGAACAAGUAAUUACUUGCUGUGAUUGUAGUGUUGCCAUUAUUAAAGCUCAGUGUCAUUUUUAUAUGUGGGUGUGUAUGUGUGCGCACUUGGUUUACAUUUCACAAUUUUAUGAAGUCUGCACAAUUCUGUACCCAUACUAGCUAAAGCAAAAUUAUACUAACUUGUUUAAUUGUGACAGUGAUUGGUGGGCAUAUCCUCUUUGAUCUCUGAUGCAUUUUUAAAAUUUCUGUUGUAUCAACAGUCUGUUAUAUACAUUUCGUUCCUGGUAAUAUUACGCUGAUCUUGCUUAAAGUGUUUUUUUUUUUUCUUAAAAUGUAUGUCAGAAUUGUGAACCACCACCAGGCAAUCAGAUUGGUAGUUUUCAGUUUGUAUUCAAGGAAGGUGUGAGAGAGAGAGAUGGGUGGGUCACAUGUCAAUGCUUGUGAUGUCUACCAUUUACUUAAUGCUUUAUAGUUAACAUUUUUUAUGCAGUUGGCAAUAAGCAAGUUAAAUUUCCUCUGUGCUGGAUUCAUAAGUAACUGACAGCAUUUUUGUGAUUAAUCACUGAUGAAAGUACAAACAUAGAUAUAUGAUUACAAAGAGAUUUUUCUGUCAGCUUGCACAAUGAUGCUGAAAGGCAGGUGCAUAUGAGUGGCUAUUUAUUCUUAUCUGAUGUUCUCGUACCUUGCUAAAGAAAUAUUGAUCAUUUUCUUACUUUAGAGGAUCAGACUUUUUUUUCAGUGAUUGUGUAUUGUGUAUUCACCUGAGUUUUGAGAGCAAGUAGAGGAAUCAGCAAAUCAAAAAAGCUCUGUCAUACUUGCAGAAUUCUUAAUUUUGUUUUUUUCUUGUUUGGCUUAGUGGAGUAAUGGAAUUACUGUCAUUAUCAAAUGACUACUGAUUAAUAAUGAGGUCUGUAUAAGCACCGUGAUAAUUUUUUUAUUAACAUUGAAACUCAUUAUUAAUUAGCUGUCAUCUGAAGGCAGCCAGUCUCAUUGCUGAAAAAUCUACCUUAUGCUCCUGAACACCAGAGCAGAAUACAAAUGCUGUGAGGAGAGAAAAUUCUUUAUUAGAUCUGCUUAUUUCUCUCUGUUAUGGUGUUACACAGGAAAGAAAUGUGUGUAUGGAAAUUGCUGAAGUGAUAAUUUGUCACAGAGCAGAAACUUGUCAAAAGCAGCCAAUGAAAAGUUGUUUAGAAAAGAUAUUUUCUUCAAAUGAUUAUUGCUGCAUGGGCAUUGUUUUAUUGCCUGUUAGUACAUGGUCACAUCUUUGCCUGGGACUGGUUAUUAACAGAAAAAGCUUUGAGGUCAUUGUAAAUCUAUUGAUUGUGUCAAGUCGGGUAUCUUUACCAAAUGAGAUUAGAUGAAAGUGGACCACAUGAAAGCAUGGACAGAGUUGGUCUCUUUAUUAUGACCAUUCACUCGAAGUACAAAUAUUGUCAGAACUUAUUAUGUGUUUAUGAAUGAAAUUGUAGUGUUUCGUAAGUGGCUUUUAAAUGUCAUUCAUAGCAUUACGUGAAAUUAUGCAAUGACAGCAUCAUUCCUAAUUCAGUUUUGAGUCUGUGUAAACAAUUCAUAAGAGUUCAUAAGAGGGAUGAAACUGAUACAAAACAAAAUUUUUAAUAAAGUAGUAUUAAUCACCAGUAUA